AGUAAGUUAGUACCUACUGCUUUUUGUUAUUUGGAGAGACGAACACUGUAGUGUAACUUUAAGUGACGAAACUUCCGUGAACUUAACUUUAAAUAAAAAUGGCAUGCCCAUCUAAUAACUGGAAGGACGGACACUGCGGUACCGACAUCAGAACCACCAUGAUGUUUUACAGCGUGACACAGGAAGACGUGAGGGCUAUUGACUUGUCGAUAUAUCUAUUAAAAAUGGAUUCCUUGAGCUAUUGCUGUUCCAAAACCCCAAAAGCAACUGCUCGUGGGACCUUUCAGGAAGUUCCACCUGAUUAUGUGAAUCGAUACGAACUCGUAGUUACAAAUGGUAACAACCAGUCAAAAACUACCUUAACGGAUCAGUUUGUAAAGGAACAAGAAUAUCGUAACGGAGAUUUACAGAGCUCCUGGUCCUAUAACUCUUACCAUACGUCUCUGCAAUGUCCUCAGUCUAUUAGGAAUAGAGCCCCUCGUCAUCCCGCCAUUUAUACAUCAUGUCAGCGUUCUCCAGCUCCUGAGAUUGAACAUUCUUCUUCAAUGUUGUGUACAUCACAUCAAUAUUCUCUAAAUAAUGCUCAAGAACGCACCUCUCCAGCAGCAAACACAUUGCCUCGAUGUUGUUGUCAGGUUAACGAGCAAAGACACACUAUGGUCUCGUGUAAACCAUCACAAUCGUCUCCAGCUGACGAGCUACGACGCAUUCAUUCUACGGUCUCUUAUGAAAUGUCUCCUUGUUCUACAGUUAGUGAGCAAGGGUGCAAAUUUUAUCCAGUCUCGUACAAUUCGUCACAUUGUUCUUCGUUACUUGAGCGGCUGCUGAGCGCUUCUCCAGCAUCGUAUAAAUCUCAACGUCCUCUAAGAAAUAAGGAACAGCAAAUUCCUCAAGUUUCGUCGAUAUCGUCUCAACGUUCUCGGUCGCGGGUUGAACUGCAAACUUCUCAAGCUGCGUAUACAGCAUCACAAAGUUCUACACCACAAGAAGUUUUGCCAAUAUCCCCAACAGUCUCGUAUACGUCAUCGCGAACCUCUUCAACAUACAGAGCGCUAAAAUCUUUUCCAUAUUCAUCAUACGGAUCAUCUCCUCCUCCAGAUAGCGAGACACAUUUCAGUUGUUCUCAGUUCUGUGAUCAAUCGAUGCAGUAUUCUCAAAAUGGAGGGAAAUGUCUUGCAGACUCGUAUAUGCCGUCAAAAAUUUUUCAGACUAGCAGGAAAACGUACGCCCCUACUCCAAUAUCACCCGAACCAUCGCACCAGUCUAGAUACGUAAGGAGGCUGUACGGGACCUCGGAUUGUUUACAAAUCAUUGUAAACGCCUUGUAAUAGAGCUACUCAUUACACAGCUCUCGUAUUUACCAAAUCAGCAGAAGAACGUUAGGGUUUUCGUGAAACCAGUUCAUCUGCAUAACGGCGGCUAAUACUGGUCAAUUAGUUUAAGACAGCUAGUUUCAUAAUUCUAGAUUCAUCGACAAAUUUUAAAGAUUCUCUAGACGCAUUUGGAUGAACAAGGAGAACAGACAAGUAGAAAUUAACCUGCUUUUCAGCUUAAUACUCGGUGAUUUACUUUUAAGUUUUGGUCAUGAAAGAUGAAAUAAAUAUUUCCUAGAUCAAA
Molecule: messenger RNA, 1617 nt
Organism: Macrobrachium nipponense
Lineage: Eukaryota; Metazoa; Arthropoda; Malacostraca; Decapoda; Palaemonidae
Exons: 2
Coding region: 99-1328 (409 amino acids)
Source: RefSeq, a predicted model, not a curated record